UUCAUCUUUUUUCUUUCUGUCUUUUCUCCAUCCUCAUUUUUUCACUUCAAUGUAAAACUUUAACAUAAGACUAACGUAUAGUUGAAGGCAUGUCUAAAAAAACCGCGUUAUGAUAACAUAGACAUAACAGGAUUAACGUGGCAUCACAUAUACACUUACAAAAUAGCUGUAUGGUUGACAUUUACUCACAGUUGACUUUAAUAAUAGACACAAAUGUCAAGGUUAUGAUAAGUUCAUUAUUCAUUAAUAUUAAGUUCUAUUACUCAAAGGCAUUUAUUCACUUUUAUGCUUCCUUAAAAAUACAUUAAAACCAUAGAUAAGGUUUUUUUUGUUUUUUUCGUAGAUUAUUAGAAAUUUAUGUGGUAGUUCAUGGCUCUUUCUCAUGUACUUCCUCUGCUUAUUCUUCACUACUCAUUUUUGGUUGCAUUGGUAUCUGGAUGGAAAACAUUGCAAGGAUCUCCACCAUUGGUAAUAGCACGCGGCGGUUUUUCGGGGAUAUUUCCAGAUUCAAGUUCACCUUCCUAUAACUUAGCACUAAAAACAAGUUCCCUAAAUGUCACUCUAUGGUGUGAUGUUCAACUGACAAAGGAUGGAGUUGGAAUUUGUUUUCCAGACUUCAAGCUUGACAACGCUACUGACAUUUCAGUUGUUUAUCCGGGCAAAGCCAAGGAUUACUCGGUUAAUAACUUUUCGACCCGAGGAUGGUUUUCUGCGGAUUACAACUUCAAUGAAUUAGCAAAUGUUUCCCUGGUUCAGGGAGUGUAUUCGCGAACUAAUAAGUUUGAUGGAAGUAAAUAUCACAUUCUCAAAGUUGAAGAUGUAGCUAAAUUAGUAAAAUCACCGUCAACAGGCUUAUGGUUAAAUGUUCAGCAUGAUACAUUCUACAAGCAUCACAAUUUGAGUGUAAAGAAAUUUCUUCUAUCUCUUUCUACUAAAGGAGUGUCUAUCAAUUACAUCUCAUCAACGAACGUGGAUUUUCUAAGACGAGUAAGAUCAAAUUCUAGUCUUAGAAAAUCCAUCUUGAUCUUCAGGUUUCUAGAGAAGCAUAAGAUUGAACCUACAACCAACCAAACUUAUGGUGCACUUCUGAAAAACCUCACAUUGAUAAGGAAAUUUGCUUCAGGAAUUCUUGUUCCUAAAGGCUAUAUAUGGCCUGUAGACUCAGAACUUUAUCUACAGCAACAUACUUCAAUUGUCUCAGAUGCUCAUAAAAAAGGGCUAAAAGUUUUUGUUUCAGAAAUUGUUAAUGAUGUUUCAUUCAGCUACAAUUUCAGUUAUGAUCCUAUGGCUGAGUGCUUGUCUUUCAUUGACAAUGGUAACUUUUCUGUUGAUGGUGUGUUGUCUGAUUUCCCAGUAACUCCAUCUGCAGCCAUAAAUUGCCUUUCUGGUCUAGGAAAAAAGGCCAAAAAACAAGUGGAGACUUUGGUUAUCACAAAAUAUGGAGCAAGUGGAGACUAUCCAGCUUGUACUGAUCUUGCAUAUAAGAAAGCUAAAUCAGAUGGAGCAGAUGUACUUGAUUGUCCUGUUCAAAUGUCCAAGGAUGGAAUACCCUUUUGCUUAAGCUCUAUAGAUCUUUCAAUGAGCACAACAGUUGCUAAUACAAAAUUCAGAAACCAUACAGCCACUAUUCCAGAGAUUAAAAAUGGCAGUGGCAUAUAUACAUUUAGCUUGACAUGGAAUGAAAUAAAAACAUUGACUCCCUCAAUAUUGAAACCUUAUGAGAAAUACCUAUUGUUCAGGAAUCCAAAAUUCAAAAAUCAAGGGAAUUUUGUAACCUUGUCUGAGUUUUUGUCUUUGGCUAAAGGCUCUGGCAUCUUGAUCAGCAUAGAGAAUGCAGCCUACCUCGCCGAGAAGCGAGGAUUAAGUGUGACCAAUGCAGUCCUUAACACUCUAAAAAAAGCAGGUUAUGAUAAACCAAAAUCUCCAAAAGUUAUGAUUCAAUCAACUCACAGCUCAGUACUAAAGAUAUUCAAGAAUAAAUCAAAAUAUGAAAGGGUUUACAAAGUUGACGAAAAUAUUCAUGACGCUGAUGACAAAGCUGUUGAAGACAUAAAAACAUUUGCUGAUUCUGUUGUAAUACAAAAGGCAUCAGUUUUUCCUCAAAGUGAAGCUUUUCUAGUUAACUCUACAAAUACUGUAGAAAGGUUUCAAUCAUUUAAGCUAUCAGUUUAUGUAGAAACUUUCAGCAAUGAAUUUGUAUCUCAAGCAUGGGAUUAUUACUCAGAUGCAUUUGUUGAGAUCAACUCAUUUGUCAUUGGUGCCAAGGUUAAUGGCAUUAUUACUGACUUUCCAAAGACUGCUGCAAGAUACACGAAGAACAAGUGUUUAAAGCAUCGGAACAAAGCACCUUAUACGAGGCCUAUUGAACCUGGAAAACUUUUAAAACAAAUUACACAAUUAUACCUUCCAGCACCUGUCCCUCCACUCCCAAUCUUAAAUGAUAACAAUGUGACAGAGCCACCUUUGCCAAGUGUUUCUAGAUAAACUUCCAGUUCUCAGUAUAAGCAAAGCAUAAUAUGAAAUACAAUGAUUUCUGUCAACUGAGAUGUAUUUUAUCAUUCAACAUUACAUUUAUUAUUAUUAUGAUUGUCUAUUGUAAGAUGUGAUUAUUCAAAUAGCUUUGUUUCAUUACAAUUAAAAUUCCUUUGGAUUGCGGAGAUAAAGUUUUUCUUGCCUCUA
Cicer arietinum (chickpea) is the source of this 2679-nucleotide messenger RNA. Its product is annotated as glycerophosphodiester phosphodiesterase GDPDL3. Gene Ontology annotation, molecular function: glycerophosphodiester phosphodiesterase activity. Gene Ontology annotation, biological process: lipid metabolic process. Lineage: Eukaryota; Viridiplantae; Streptophyta; Magnoliopsida; Fabales; Fabaceae. The record is from RefSeq and is a predicted model, not a curated record.